Messenger RNA from Oenanthe melanoleuca, 8336 nucleotides. It is a transcript of the gene CEP290, whose product is annotated as centrosomal protein 290. The coding region runs from base 345 to 7745 and encodes 2466 amino acids. The transcript is spliced from 55 exons. Gene Ontology annotation, biological process: kidney development; camera-type eye development. NCBI's taxonomy places the organism in Eukaryota, Metazoa, Chordata, Aves, Passeriformes, Muscicapidae. The record is from RefSeq and is a predicted model, not a curated record.
GAGCGCCUGCCGGGUCUGCUCUCGGCUGCUGCUGCUGCUGCGCCUCGCCGGGAAGGCGGCUGCGAAAUAAGGCAGUUUGUUUAUUCGGUAGAGCUGGAAUGAAACGGGACAAAAUUGUCUCAGCAGCAUCGUGGAGGGAUCCUGGGCUGUCACUGCGUCCUGUGGCUGGGGAAUGUCAAACAGGAGAGAAUGGGAACCGUGCAAAGAAUCUCUCUUGGCUGGGGAUUUGUAAUUAAAAUCUCGUGCUUCGCAGAGCUGCUCCGGAUACUGCAUUGACUUUCAGGUAUGUGAGAAUCACUGUGGCCCACAGCAACCAGUAGGGAAAAAAAGGUCACACCUUCAAUAUGGCACCCAUUUUAGAUUGGAAGAAGCUCAUGAAAGUUGAUCCAGACACUCUGCCUCGUCAAGAGGAACUAGCGGACAAAUUGCUGGAUAUCACCUUCAAGGUUGAUGGGAAAGACUUAAAAACUGAGACUCCAGAAAAAGUGAUACACCUUUUUAAAAUUACUCAGUCACUACUAAAGAUGAAAGCUCAAGAGGUAGAACUGGCACUAGAAGAAGUUGAAAAAGCUGGGGAAGAGCAAGCCAAAUGUGAGAAUAAUUUUAAAACCAAGCUGAUGAAACUUCAGAAAGAAUUAGAGGUGGCACAAAAAUCUGCUGGUGGUCGUGAUACUCGUUUUUUGCGUGAUGAGAUCCGCCAACUGGAAAAACAAUUGGAACAAAAAGAGAGACAGUUAACAGAUACAGAGAAAGAGUUGGAGAAGGAGAAAAAGGAGAAUGAGCAGCUUGCUCUUCGAAUUGAAGAUGCUGAAAAUGAAAACAUCAGAUUCAGGAGAGAGAAAAAGCGCAUAAAGAAAAAGAAUGAACAAUUGCGUCAGGAUGUGGUUGACUAUCAGAGGCAAAUAGAUUCUCAAAAAGAAGCAAUUCCAUUACGAAGAGGAGAGGUUUCUGAUUACACAUCACGGCUGUCCAGAAGAAGCUCUGAGCUUGUCCAGUAUUUGGAUGAAAUUCAGAAUUUGACUGAAGCUAAUGAGAAGUUAGAGAUUCAAAACCAAGAAAUGAGGAAAAACCUUGAGGAAUCAGUGCAAGAAAUGGAGAAGAUGACUGAUGAAUAUAGCAAAAUGAAACUAAUUGUGCAACAGUCUGAUAUUAUUAUGGAUGAGUUAAGAAAAGAGAAAGAUCGGUACAAAUUUCAAGUUCAGGAUCUUUCAGACCAGCUGAAAGCAAAGAAUGAGGAAGAUGAUCCACUCAUGGCAGCUGUAAACGAAAAAGUUGAAGAAUGGAAGAAAAUCUUAGCUUCAAAAGACGAUGAACUGCUAGAGUAUCAGCAAAUGUUAUUUAACUUGGAAGAGAAAAUGAAAAUGGUCCAACUUGAUGUAGACAGAAACAGUAUACUGUCCCUUCAGCAGGGUAUGCAAGAGCGAGAUGCUCAGAUAAGAUUGCUCACUGAACAAGUUGAACAGUAUACCAAAGAUAUGGAGAAAAAUGCAUUCAUUAUUGAGAAAUUAAAAUAUGAUCUCCAAAAAGAUAAAGGUCACUCAUCUGUUCCUCAGCAGAACCAAAGUGGGGAUAUGCAAGAAAAGUUAAAAAUGCUGGAAGAGAGAACUAUGGAGGCGGAGAAAUCAGCAGAAUUGGCAGAAGCACAUGCUAGAGAAAAAGACAAAGAGCUUGUUGAGACAUUGAAAAGAAUGAGAGACUAUGAACUGGGAAUAUAUGGUUUGGAAGAAGCUGUUGCUGAAAUCAAAGAUUUAAGAAAGCAAGUCAAAAUACGAGAACAUGAGAUUGAGUCAUUAAUUAAGGAAGUCAAUAAACUUGAACUUAAAAUAAAUGACUUUCUUGAUGAAAAUGAAGUACUCAGAGAGCGCUUAGGUCUUGAGCCAAAGAUAAUGAUUGAUUUAAAUGAAUUCAGAAACAGUAAAGCACUGAAGCAGCAGCAAUUUAGAGCUGAAAACCAGAUUCUUUUGCAAGAGAUUGAAAGACUAGAAGAGGAAAGAAUUGAACUGAAAAAACACAUUCGGAAGUUGGCUCAGGAGAAAGGAAGAAGAGUUGCAGCAAUAGGACUGGAUGCUGAUAAUAUGCAGAUGACUGAUAGCUUUACUGAAGAGAAGGAAAAGAAUAUGAGGAAGUUGGAUUUCUUGAGCAGACAUGACAUUGCUGAAGUGGAAGCAAAGAAUGAGUAUCUUGCAACUGAAUUACGUGAGAGAGAGAGAGAUUUGGAGAAGAACAGGACUGUAAUGGCCAAAUUUCAAUCUAAAUUGAAAGAGUUAUCAGAAGAGAAUAAACAACUUGAACAAGGAAUGAAAGAAAUAUUGCAAGCCAUCAAGGAAAUGCAGAAGGAUUCUAGUACGAAGGGAGGAGAAACAGCCUUGAUAAUCCCUAGUCUGGAUCGCUUAGUUCAUGCAAUGGAGUCAAAGAAUUCAGAUGGGAUCUUUGAUGCUAGUGUACACUUGAAAGCCCAGGUUGACCAGCUUACAGGACGAAAUGAGGAAUUGAGACAGGAGCUAAAAGAGACUCAGAAGGAGGCAACAAGUUUGUCUAAUCAGCUGGCAAGUGCCAAUGAAAAGAUUGAACAAAUGAAAAAUGAAAUUUGCUUACUACAUCAGUCAGAAGGUGCCAAUAUUGUCUUCCAAACAGUGAAUCUUCCAGAAGGAAUGGCUCCUUCAAGUGUUAAUACAAUUAAUUCUCUGAAUGAAUAUUUAAUACAUCUUACACAGGAACUGGAAAACAAAGAAAAGUUACUUAAACAAUUCGAAGAUGCAGUGGAGGACUACAAGCGAAAAUUUGCAGUAAUUCGUCAUCAACAAGGCUUGCUGUAUAAAGAAUAUCAAAGUCAAAAGGAAAGCUGGCAAAAAGAAUCAGAAAAUAUCAAAGAGGAAAUGAAAAAACUAGAAGAGCAAAAAGAACAAGAUGCUACGAAAAUAAAGGCAUAUUCUAAUUUACUCGAUGCACUUCAGAUGGAUCCUGAUGAAACAAAGAAAGCACUUGCAGAAAAUAAUAGAAAAAUAACUGUUUUACGAGUUAAUGAAAAAUCACUAACAAGACAGUGUACCACUUUACUUGAAAUGGAACAGCACCUCAGAAAAGAAAAUGAGAAACUGAAAGGUGAAAUAACACAUAUGGAGACUGCAGUUACAGAGAAGAUUGGAAACUUGCAGCGAUUCAAGGAAAUGGCUUGCUUUAAGAUGGCAGCUCUGCAGAAAGUGCUGGACAGUAGUGUGCCAUUGUCUGAGCUAGAAGUGGCCAAUAAGCAGUACAAUGCAUUAACUGCUAAAUACAGAGAGAUGUUACAAAAAGAUAAUUUGCUUGUGCAACGGACAACAAACAUGGAACACAUGGAGCAUGAGAAUGAAUCCUUGAAAGCACAGAUAAAUUCAUUGAAUAAGGAGCUGGAGAUCACAAAAGAAAAACUUCACACUGUGGAGCAAGCUUGGGAACAGAUGACUGAACUGGGGGGUGACAAUGGUGUGGACAAAGCCACAAAAGCAAUAACCAACAGUGAGAUUUUGUCCAUUUCUAAGAAAAUCACAAUGUUGGAAAUGAAGGAACUAAAUGAAAGACAAAGAGCAGAACAUUCACAACGAAUGUAUGAACACUUAAAGUGUGCUGUAAAGCAAAUAGAAGAACGUAAUUUUGAAUUGGAAACAAAAUUUGCUGAGCUUACCAAAAUCAAUCUUGAGGCACAGAAAGUGGAACAGGAAUUAAGAGAUGAACUGUCAAAGAGUGUAAGUAAGGCAGUAAGUGAUGCAGAUAGACGACAAAUCAUGGACCUAGAGAAGCGUGAGAUGGAGCUCAAAAUCGAAGUAUCAAAGUUAAGAGAACUGUCUGAUGUAGCACAAACACAAGUUGAAGCUCUGGAGGCACGUCAGCAAUACAGAGAUAAAGAAGUGGAGUAUCUCAGAAUGCAAAUUUUAGAUUAUCAGGCACAGUCAGAUGACAAAGCAAUUAUUGCAAAACUGCAUCAAGAUAUUGUAGCCCUUCAAGGUAGUGAAUCUGUUGCUGUAAGCAAAUUGGAGAAGUUUAAAUUGAAACUGCAGAAGAUGGAGAUCCAUAAUCUACGUUUAGAGCAGAAGCUUGAUGAGAGAGAUCAAGCCUUAUAUUUUGCCCGACUUGAAGGAAGAAAUAGAGCCAAACAUCUACAACAGACAGUUCAGUCUUUGCGGCGACAGUUUAGUGGUGCUCUGCCUCUAGCACAGCAAGAAAAAUUCUCUAAAACAAUGAUUCAGCUGCAGAAUGACAAACUGAAGAUCUUGGAAGAAGUUCAGCAUGCCCAGCAGGAGCGUCGAAAUGCAGAAAACAGAGCAUUAGAGCUGGAGUUGAAACUGAAAAGUUUAGAAGAAUUAGUAAGUGCAUUGAAGGACACAAGAGGAGCUCAAAAGGUAAUUGAAUGGCACAUAAAAAUGGAGGAACUGCAUCUGCAGGAACUUAAACUCAGUCGAGAAUUAGUCAAGCAAAGAGAAGAGGUGAAGUAUUUGCAUAAUAUAAUUUCUGAAUAUGAAUGUACAAUCAGUAACCUGGAAGAAGAAAUUGUACAGCAGAACAAGUCUCAUGAAGAAAGGCAAAUGGCUUGGGACCAGAGAGAAGUAGAACUCCAGCGCCAGUUAGACCAAUAUGAUCAUCAACAAACUGAAAUACUCAGUACAGCUUUAAAGUUAGAAGAGGCUACAGGCUCAGUUCCAGACCCUAGUUUGCCAAUCGCACAACAACUUGAGUUGGCUUUACAAAAGAUUCAGGAACAUAUUCGAACAAUCCUGGAAACUAGGGCAACCUGCAGAUCACUGGAGGAGAAAUUAAAAGAAAAGGAGACCGCUCUGUGGAAAGCUGAACAAAAUGUUAUAUCAAGAGAUAAAGUUAUAAAUGAAUUAAGACUUCGAUUACCUGCAGCAUCAGAGGAAAUGAUAAUGGCUGAAUUAAGCAAGCAAGAAGAUGACUCAGAGUACCAUCAUGCCAUGAAAAUUGCUCAUCAAACCAUUGCAAAUAUGCAAGCAAGAUUAAAUCAAAAGGAGGAAGUGUUAAAAAGAUACCAACAUAUGCUUGCUAAAGCAAGAGAGGAACAAGAGGAAAUAGCAAAGAAGCAUGAGGAAGACAUAAGAGUUCUACACCAGAAGUUAGAUUUGUACACUGACAAUUCCCUAAAUAAAUUCAAAGAGACUGCUUUGGAGUUAGGGAAACAGACUUCUAUGUCCCUAUCCAACAGCAAAUAUUUUCAUCACUUAGAGCAAAUGGUAGCAGAACAGGAUAAUUCUCUUGCUUCACUUGUUGGAAGAUUAAAGAAAACCUCAUCUGAUUUGGAGAAACAAAAAGAAAUUACUAUAUUGAAAAUCAAUGAGUUUGAGACAAUCAAAGCCCAGCUUCAAGAAAAGCACACAAUUGAUGUGGAACAAAUAAAAGAAGAAGCAAAUGAGCUGAGGAAAAUAAUAUCUCAGAAGGAGAAGGAAUUAGCAAAUGUUAAAGCUGAACUAGAGGUCCAAAAAGAAGCAAAUAAUAGAGCACCCACAGCAACACUGAAAAACCUGGUGGAACAGCUGAAGAGCCAGUUAGCCAUAAAAGAGAACCAACACAAAGCUUUGAGUAAAGCACUUCUAGAACUCCGAGCAGAAAUGACUGCCAGUGCUGAACAGCAAAUUAUUUCUGCUGCAUCACAAAAAGAGGCUUAUAUGAACGUCCAGGAGAUUGUUGACAGAGAAACAAAGGGGCUUACGACACAGAUAGAGGAAUUGAAUAAUCAGAUUACAAAACUUACAGAUAACCUUAAAAUAAGUAAAAACAAGGAAACUUCGUUGACUGAUGAAAGGAAUGAGUUAAACCAAGAGCUUCAGAAAAAAGAAAAAGCCUUUGCUAAAAUAUCGAGGGAAAAAAAUGAAAUAGAAAAAGAAAAUGAAGAACUGAAGAACCGGAUUAGGAGGCUAAGCAGUAGCAUUCAGAGUAAAGCUGAUGAACAAAAUCUGAUAGAUGUGCUUCAGAAAAAAAUUAAAAAGUUGGAAAGUGAACUUGAGAAAAAGUGUGAAGAAACAGAAAAAAAGGGUCUAAGAGAAGACAAGACUUCCAAGGAGGAAAUAAUUAGAUGGGAUGAAGGUAAAAAAUGGCAAAUCAAAAUGGAAGGAUUGCGGAACAAACUAAGGGAAAAGGAAAAAGAAGCAGAUGCUUUAUCCAAACAGUUGAGUACAUUGAAGGAAGUUUAUACAAAGACUGAAAAAGAGAAAAUUGCUCUACAGAAGAAACUGAAAACUACUGGUGUCACUGUUGACCGUGUUGUUGGAGUAAGAGCCACAGAAACUGAAAAAGAAGUGGAAGAACUAAGAAAACGGAAUCUAGAGUUAGAAAAUGAAGUUGCACACAUGAGAACACUGCAAGCAAUCCCACGAGACUCUGUUGUAGAAGAUUUGCACUUCAAAAAUCAAUACCUCCAGGAAAAGCUUCAUGCAUUGCAGAGACAAUGUUCAAGAGAGACGUUUCUGAGACCCUUGACAUCAGGAGCAGGAUCAAAUGAUCAGUAUCGAAGAGAACAAGAAGUUUUAAAGGAAAAUUUAAGAUUGUCAUCUGAAAACAUUGAGCUGAGAUUCCAACUAGAGCAGGCCAAUAAAGAUUUGCCAAGACUAAAGGACCAAGUAGAUGACUUGAAAGAAAUGUGUGAACUUCUCAAAAAAGAGAAAGCAGAAGCUGAAAGAAAGCUGGGCAGUAUUAGAGGGGCUGGUAGAAGUGGAAAGACAGUCCCAGAACUGGAAAAAACAAUUGGCUUGAUGAAAAAAGUUGUAGAGAGAGUCCAAAGAGAAAACGAAGAACUGAAAAAAGCUCCAGCUGUGGUUUCUAAUGAGAAAUUACUUGGUCUCGAGCAGGAAAAUGAGAGGCUAAAGUCUGAAAUGGAAAAAAUGAAACUUGAUCUGGAGGGCCAGCUGAGUGUGCGUUAUGAAUCUAAAACCAAAGGAGUGGAAAAACUCAUUACUGAAAAUGAGAGACUGCGUAAAGAACUGAAAAAGGAAGCUGACAGUGGAGAGAAGCUACGAAUAGAGAAGAAUAGCUUGGAGAUACUGAAUGAAAAGUUAAAUGUACAGCUGGAGGAAACCAUUAAGAAGCUAAAUUUGGCUGAGAGUCAACUUGAUGGAGCUGACAGCAGAAGCUGGAAGUCCAUUGUAACAAGAAUGCAAGAAACUAAGUUGAAGGAAAUGGAAAUAGAUAUUGCCAAAAAAACCCAAAGCAUUGCUAACCUUAAACGGCUGCUUCAGGAAGCAACAGAACGUGAACACAAAGCUGAUAAAAAUUUACAAGACCUGAAAGAACAGAUUGAGCAUCUUAAACAUCUUCCUGAAGGUGCAGAGACAGAGCAAAACAUAACCAAGGAGCUUCAGCUUUUAAGAUUAACCAAUAACCGAUUAGAGAAAGAAAAAGCAGAACUAGUGCACGAGAUGGAGAAUUAUAAGCACCAAAGAGACACCUCUAAAAAUGGAGGUCCUGCAGCUGGACAUCAUGAAACUGUAGAGGAUAAAACUGACAAACUAAUGACAGAAAUAGAUGACCUCCGGUCACAGCUGCAAGUUUCAGACCUCGAAAAACAGCAGUUAAAGGAAGAGACAAAAGAGCUGAGAAGAGAACUAGAAACCUAUAACCCUUCCUUUUUUGAAGAACUUGAGGAUCUAAAAUAUAACUACAAGGAAGAAGUAAAAAAAAAUAUUAUCUUAGAAGAGAGAUUGAAGCAGCUUUAUGAAGAGUUUGGCAUUCAGGAUAGUCCAGGUAACAUUUCUGUUGAUUAGGGUAGUAUUCAGUAUCCUCAUCAUUGAUGCAAUAAAAUUGUCUGUCUAGGAAUUAUACGAAUCUCAAAGUUAUGUUAGUUCGCACACACCUAAGAGUGCAGAAUUGAACUAUUCAACAGUUAGUGGUCAGUAUUUAUAUACAACAGGCAAAAUAGAAGUGAGUUUUGCCUCUCCCAGCUCCUGUGCAAUAAUAUAUUUUAAUUUAGAACAGUUAAUUUGGGUAAUAAGGUGUCAGGUGAAAUUGAAACCUUGGGCUUCUCUUGAAAGUUAAUAAACCUUUAAACUGUGUCAGCAUACUAAGUAUGCUAAGUCCCAAACCAGUAAGAAUGUGUAAUUUGCUCUUGUUGUCUUGUGCAACCAUAAUGUUUAACUCUGAAUUUGGGGUGAGUAUGCUGGAUGUCUGUUCUUACGUCCCUGGUUAUUUUUACCUCAAUAUUGAAAAACUCAAGAACAAAGAACUGAAAAUGAAGCUACAGUAUUUCACCCAAACCACUGGUAUUUUUGUACAUAAUUGAUUUUUCAUUUUGUUCAUUUUAUAUUGCUGUAUGUAUACUUUUAUAGCAGAGAUGAAAUAAAGCCAACUCAAAUGAU